Cherax quadricarinatus is the source of this 1079-nucleotide messenger RNA. Lineage: Eukaryota; Metazoa; Arthropoda; Malacostraca; Decapoda; Parastacidae. The record is from RefSeq and is a predicted model, not a curated record.
AUGGCGGCCCUUCACCUCUCAUGUGCAUGUCGCAUUGCACUUAUGCGCCGGAUCUCUGGCACCAAGUGGGGGGCGGAUCGAGACCUUCUCUAUAAGUUCUAUAUAGCUAUGGUUUGCAGCAAGCUCACUUAUGCGAGUGAGGUGUACGGCUCGGCUUCUUCCUCCUCUCUUCAUCGUUCAGACAUUCUCCAGAAUUUAGCCAUCUGUAAUAUGCUGGGGGCAUUUCCCUCCACCCCUAUCGCAGCCUUGGAGGCAGAGUCGGGGAUAGUCCCUCUCUUGUCGGUGAGCUCUUCCGCCAUUCACCAGGCUCUGGCUUUUGUCCUAGAUCACAUUCCCCCACAACCAUUGGUUCUCUUCUCAGAUUCCCAAUCUUCCCUGGCACUUUUGUGCUCUGCCCGUCCACGAUCACUGCGCGUCCUCGUUUGUCGGACACAAUCUCUCCUCCUGCGCUUCUUGCGGAGCCCAGGUUGGAGCAUCUACCUUCAGUGGGUUCCCGCCCAUGUUGGAAUCUGGGGUAAUGAAGUGGCAGAUCGGGCGGCCUCCCUCGCGCACACACUUCCUACUGUUACCCCUCUUGCCCUGGGCCACAGUGAUUUCACAAGGGCUGUUUGGAAGGGAAUCCGUCAUCAGUGGCAAGAGGGCCUUGCACAUUCUCUCUCUUCUUCGGCAUUGGGCUCUGUCCGAACUUUUAAUGGCCCCUGCCCUUGGGCUCGCCAUCCCAACCGCUCGGUGGACGUUGCACUGACUCGCCUUCGAGUCGGGCACUCGCGAUUGGCGGUUCAUCUAUAUCGCCUUCGGAUGACGGACUCUCUGUACUGCCCGCGGUGCCCCUUACAGCCUGAGACAGUGGAACACUUCCUGCUAUGGUGCCGACGUUAUCACUCUGCACGGACUACUCUCCGUCCGGCCUUGCGCACACUUGGGGUACACACUUUCACUCUACCUGUCCUCCUCAACGGGAAGGGGUUUCGCCCUCUGGACCAUCAGGAGAUAUUGGCCUGUACCUGCUCCUUCCUGCUGGCUUCAGGGCGUAUCAGAGACAUAUGAUACAUAGUUAUUAGUCAAGACAUUCUUCCACU